Molecule: messenger RNA, 2236 nt
Organism: Lethenteron reissneri (Far Eastern brook lamprey)
Lineage: Eukaryota; Metazoa; Chordata; Hyperoartia; Petromyzontiformes; Petromyzontidae
Product: volume-regulated anion channel subunit LRRC8E-like
Cellular component (GO): cytoplasm
Molecular function (GO): protein binding
Source: RefSeq, a predicted model, not a curated record
AUGAUUCCCGUCGGAGCCCUGACCUCCUCCUUCUCAUUGGAGGGUCACCCGGACCUCAAGAUCCUUCAGCCCUGGUGGGACGUGUUGUGCGACAUGCUCUCUGUGCCCAUGUUCAUGAUCGGCAUCUUUGCCGGGAUGCUGCAGAACAUGAACGAGCGCAUUCUGUGCGUGCCGGUGCCGAGAGGCUUCGACGUGGAUCUGAAGGAGUGGAACGAGACCGUCCUGAGGACGCUCGUGGCCAACCCCAGGGCUCACACGGUUGGCUUCGACCAGUACCAGUACCGGUUGAUCAACUAGUUCUGCUACGACAACCGGGUGCUGUGGAUCAGCAAGUACUUCCCGCAUCUCGUGGUGCUGCACACACUCAUCCUGACGGCCACCAGGAACUUCUGGUUCAGGUUCCCGGAGACGAGCUCCAAGAUCGAGCACUUUGUGUGCGUGCUGGGUAAGUGCAUGGACUCGCAGUGGACCACGCACGCCGUGCACGAAGCCGCACUGGACGGGUUGGCGUCAGCGGCGGCGCUGCAGCCGCCAGCGCCGCCCGCCACAGUGGGGAGCUGCAGCGACCCGAGAUCCGACGAACUCCCCGCCGUGGAGAAGCUGCCUUCGGAGUCUCCGCCGCCGCCGGCACCGCCGCGGCCCUCCGUCCGAUUCGUCGACCCCGGCGAGGCCGCCACGCCCCUCGACCGGCCCCCCCCGGAGCAGAACGAGGGCCGGCGGACGCCGCUCAAGGAGUACAGCUUCGCGGAGGCGCGCCAGGAGACGGGGGUGGAGGACAUUCCGGACGUGCGCAACGACUUUGCCUUCCUCCUGCACCUGGUGGACAAGUACGACCCCUGCUACGCGUGCAAGUUCUCUGUCUUCCUGUCCGAGGUGAGUGAAAAUAAGCUGAGGCAGGUGAACGUGGACCAAGCGUGGACCCUGUCGCAUCUGACGGGGCUGCUGGUGCUGACGCUGGACUCGAUGCACGGGGUGACGCUGGGGGCGGCGGUGGUGCAGAUGGUGAAUCUGCACAAGCUGCGGCUGCUGAACUGCACCGUGGGCGUCGACAAUCGCGCACUCGCCUUCCUCAGCGAGGAUCUGCACCAGCUGGAGGUGAAGUUUGCAAUCAAGGCGGAGGUCCCGGGCUGGCUGCGUGAAAUGCGCCACCUGGAGGAGCUGUCCCUGGAGGGGCCCCUGACGCCGGCGCUCCUCAAGCCGCUGGGCGACCUCAGGCGCCUGCAGGGCCUGCGCCUGACCACCAGCGUCGCCCGCCUCCCGCCCGGCCUGGCCUCCGGCGCCGCCGGCGGCCUGCGCUCGUUCGCCCUCGACAACGGCGGCGCGCGCCUCGAGUCGCUGGCGCCCCUGAGCAAGCUGUGCGGCUUGGAGACGCUGCGGCUGACGCGCUGCGGCCUGGAGCCCGCCGAGCUCGCGCGGCCCCUGCUGGCGCUGGGACGCCUCAGCGAACUCGACCUCUCCCGCAACGGCCUCCGCUCGCCGGGAGACGGCGACGACGACGCGGCGAUGUUGCCGGCGGCCGCCUGCAAGCGCCUCGCCAUCCUGCGUCUCUCGGACAACGCCCUCGCGAGCGUCCCGCGCUUGGCGGCCGCGGCGGCGCUGCGCUCGCUCUUCCUCGACGGGAACCUCAUCGGGGGCGAGCUGCCCGCCGGGCUGUUCCGCCUGCACGGCCUGCAGGUGCUAGACCUGAGCAGCAACACCAUCGUCACCCUGCCGCCCGAGGUGCGCCAGCUGACUCGGCUGAGCACCCUCCGCCUGUCGGGCAACGCCCUGCAGAGUCUGCCCGACGAGUUGUUCGGCUGCGAGGGGCUGCGGACGCUGGCGCUCGCCAACAACGAGCUGCGCGAGUUGAGCGGCCUGGUGGGGAGGCUGUCGAGGCUGCGCCGCUUGGAGCUGGCCGGGAACCGGCUGACGGAGCUGCCGGCCGAGCUGGGGGAGUGCGCGGAGCUGAGGCGCGGGGGGCUGCUGGUGGAGGCGGAGCUGUUCGAGUCGCUGCCGGCGCAGGUGAAGGAGGCGAUGCGGGGCGAGCACAGCGGCGCGGCGACGCAGAGCCCCCCUGGGAGCCGGGAGAGAAGCACAAGGAACUGAGAGAGAAACCCAAGAAAGUGAGAACCCCCAAGACACCGAGAGACUUUCACCGGUAAUUACAACCGGCAUUGGCAACUCCAGCUAUACAGCAGUAGGCAGCGUCAGGGUCGGGGUCGAAGCCACGGCCUCCUGUAUAACAGGUGAGGUAGUU